GCUGCGUUGAUUUUUUACGCGUAUACUUAUUAAACUUUUGCAAGCAUGCAUAAAAAUUUUUUGCAUUUCUUAUAAUAUAUUUUAAUAUAUUUUUAAUAUAUUUUUUGUUUUUUUCAAUUUCUCUUAUAUUCUCAUAAUUAAAUACGCGUUUAUUCUUUUACUGUCCAACUAUACUAAAUUUUUUAUCGUAUUUGAAAGAAAAUAGUUUUUAAAAAUACGUUUGUAAAGCCUAAAAAAUUCAAAAAAUUUAAAUUAUCUCGUAUUGAUAUAUGGAAUGAAAUGUAAAGCGGGAAUCAAAUGUAAAAAAGAAAAGUAGGAAAAAUGAAGUGUCAUCGACCACAAUAUAUUUCCUUGCUUCUGCAAGUAAUUUUUUUCGUAAAUUGUCUCGCGGAAAAUCUGAUACUUGAUGUAAACUUCAAGAAACCAAUCGCAGUAACCAGCGAUGCAUUUCUCAGUUUUACUCUGGAUCCAGUAACAUUGCUAAAGAGCACCGAUGUUUUCACCACAAACAUCGAGAGAACCACAAAUAUGGCACAAGCUUUGGCACCCGCUUAUGUUCGCCUCGGAGGACCACAAAGUAACUCCCUUUUUGAGCAAGCGUACAUGCAUGAUGAAACUGACACAUCUUUCGGAAUACCAACGUAUCAGUGGAGACUCAUACAAUGGGCACAGAGCAUCGGAUUAGAUGUAAUCACAUGUGUUGCGCCUCGCUACAUCGAAUCAAAAAUACAUUCUGAGGAUGCGUCGAGUAUAGCCGAGUUACUUUCCUUCAGCGAUGAAAUGGGUUAUAACAUCAACUGGCAAUUGGGUUACGAAUGCCAAACAAGAUGUGACUUAUCCGGCGAAGAACUGGGACAAUACGUUGCAAAAUUACGCGAAAUACUGAAGACUAUCCCGAGAUAUUACGAUAGUUUAAUCACGGGCCCAGACAUUGUGGCGUAUAAAACAACGCAACAACAAAAAUAUCUUCGAGAUUAUUUAAAUUCAGCGGAUUCUGCGCUUUCAGCAAUCACGUGGCAUCCCGACUUUGCCAGCGUUUCUUUAAAUAAUGACAGCAUUUUCAUCGAUUAUGACACCCUAGUUGCCGAAAAGGAUGAAAUGUACAAAAUCAUCAGUAACAUAGCAGGAAAAAAACCAUUAUGGAUUGCGGAGUCAAAACCGGAAGAAACUAAGCAUCAAUAUUUAGGAGCGCUCAUGUGGGCGUGGAGACUUGGAAAUGCUGCGAAGCUUGGCGUACAAGUUAUGAUGAGGCAACUAACAAACUUUAAAAUAGCUCCCGAUUAUUGGGUAUCUUUAUUGCAUAAGACUUUAGUGAGCCCUCAAGUUUUGGAGACUAGAUUUGAAUCCAACAACGAGAAUUAUGUGCAUUUUUACAGCCAAUGCACAAAACCUUCCGCACUAUACAAAAAAGGAGCUAUCACGAUUUUUGGUGUAAAUCUGACACCAAGAGAAAUAACAGCUAAUCUAACAGAUUUCAAAAUCAAAACUCUUCACAAGUACAUUUUAUCUCCAGAUUCUGAAACCGGCAAGAAAAUGUUUUCAGAAAAAGUCUUGUUAAAUAACAAGCCACUGAAUUUGAUAAACGACGAAGAGCUGCCUGACCUGAAUCCGGAUGUCAUCAUUGAUUCUGACGGCUUAAAACUAGAGCUUUCGUCUGGGGAAAUAGGUUUCUGGGUUAUACCCGAUGCUAAGGUGAAAGCUUGCAUUUAUCCAGAAGAGGAAACAGCUGAGAACGUUAGAAAUUUAUCAAAACGAUAUAGUAGUAUUAUCUACCAAGAUAAUCAAGAAGAAAAUGAUAAAAACACAAAUAAACCUAAUUUAAAAACUCGAAAGAUGUACACAAGACUGGAAAGAAGAAAACAAAAAAACGCGGACAAGAAAGAAGCUGAAAAUGAACAGAAAAUGUUAAAUACCAAAUUUUUAGAAAAAAUAAAAAAAUUUAUACAAAGAAAGCUGUACAAAAAAGUACAGAAAGAUGAUUCUUCAAACCGACAAAAAUCAAUGACAAUUGUUUUCGAUGAAACACAAGGAAGUUCAUCCGAAGAGACAGAAAAACAGCAAAAUGUGGGCAACAGAAAUUUGAAGGAAACCGAAGUUGAUGAUUUUUUGAAAAAGCUUGAGGACAUCCGAGAUACAUUAAGAAAGUAUGAACAUAUUUUAAUGGAGAAGAAGAAUCUACUGAAAUCAGAACAUGUCGAAGAUUUCGAGUCCGAAAUACAAAGCAUCGACAAUAUUGUGAUCCUAAUAUCGAAGAUCGACACCUUGCUCCAAUUUGAUGAAGAAAAAGUUAUUUUAAAUGAAUUUGAUGCAAGAAAAAUCAUUCACAAAGAAGUAUUGAUAAAACGAGGAAAUAAAAAAUUUAAAAAACUCUUAAACGAAUUAGAAAAUUCUAAAACAAAAAAAUCGGAAAUCGUAAUUGAGAAAGUAGAAAAAUUCUUCGAUAUAUUUUAUAAUUUAUUAAAAGACGACGAAUUAAAUAAAAAUGAUGAAAAUAAUAGAAAUAAUGAGAUUCUUGUAUUCGAGGAAGAAAGCAGAUUCAAAAGAGACUUAAAUGGGAAAUCGGAAGAUUCUGGAAAAAUCAAAAUACUUGGAAAGCACUCGCGAAUAGACGAUUUAAAAAAUCAUAUGGUCAAGCGAAAGAAAAACGACGAUAGAAAAGAAGUAAUUACGUCUGAUAAUCCUGAUAAUCCAAUAAGGAAUUUUAACAAUGAUAAGAGUAACUUUCAUAAUUUAUUUUGGCGAAAUCCUGUUAAAAAAUUCUUUAAAAACGACGCUUUAGCUCCUCAUUAUACCAAUUAUCCACUUUCGUUGCAGAAGCAUAAAAGAAUAAAAAAAGACAAUAUCUGGAAGUUUUCAAAACUCGACGACGUACAGGAUUAUCAGAGUUCGACGGAGGAAUUUGAAAGAGCGAAAAGAGACAUGACCAAAAAGUUCGUCGAGAUAGGUCUGAGGAAAGAUAAUAUUUUCAGGAAACGUUCGCGAAUCGACGAUGUGAGGGAUCACAUAAACGAGAGAAAAUUAAAGCGGAAGGAUGAUUUUAGAAAGGAAGGAUUGCUGACUCCUUUCAAUCCAAGGACCGACAGCGGCGAAAACAAUUUCUACGGCUUCUUCCGGCAGGAUCCGAUCAGAGGGUUCCCUGAGAAUGACGUUUUUGUCACCACGGGUGAUUCGUCGGAGCAAAAUGACAAAGAUUACGACUAUGUCGAAGAUGAAGAUGAUAACAGUGCGAAAAAACAGAAUACACAGCAGGAACAAAUAUCAACAGUGGAAGACACACGGAUAGAAACCGGAGAAAGCGACUACGUGCCGAACGAAUUUUUCGAAAGUGUCACGUUAUCAAAUCCAAGAACUCAAGGAAGCUUGAAAAAUUGUGAAGAUUUAUGGGAAGCGGAAUCUAUCCUCGAAUCCAACAAUAACAAGGAUAAUAAUGAUAAUAAUAAUAAUGAUAAAGAAACGACUAUCCAUGAAGUUCUUCAAGAACAGCCACCUGGCGAAGAAGAGGAAAAGCGAGUCAGAGAGGAGACCAUGAAAAAGCUGGUUAACUAUUACGAAGAUUCCGAAGAGCAAGAAGACGAUCAAGAUAAGAGCUACAAAGCGCUUGCCUUCAAACAGUCUUCAACGCCUUUAGAUCAAAUUUUAAAAAUGCAAACUUAUCAAGCAUCAAAUAUAAAAUCCGAUAAAACCGACUGCUUUUCUAAACCUUUUGCCGCGUAUGUAGAAUAUUUUAUGCCCGACAGAAUGUUUCAUAAUAGAAGAGCUAAAAGAAGCAAUUGGAAUGAGCUUCAAAAAAUCUUUGCUGAGGAAAUGAUUAAGGCAGAUGAAGAAAACAUGAAAAAAUGCAAUUGUAGAAUCCGAGCCGCUGAUUCGCGGAAGAAACCUUGCUAUUGUCGCGUGAAGCGUGCUGCGCAAUUCGCAGAUUCUUCGGAAACUGAAAGUGUAAAUGCGGACAUCGCGCAAUUCGAGAGAAAUGUUCUAGAUUCUCUGACGAAAGAGGAAUAUGACACAAUUAUGACGGGAGAGAUACUUCCAAAUACAAGAGUUGCUGACUAUGAUAUAACUAAGGAAAUCGCAACCGCGGAACCAAGUAAAUUGGAGCGCGAACCGAGCGAUGUAACGGAAACGAUUGACGUUGCUGCAACAUCAACGAUGGACAAUUCGGGAACAAAUAAUAUUUUUGAGCAAUAUGAUAAUACGGAGGAAUCCACCACAUUGCCUGUGAACUCAGUUUCAGAAUUAGCCGUAAAAAAGGAUGACACAAUUACAAGAGAAAUGUUUUUUCGUGCCCAACCAACAAACAUUCGAUCGGAAACUGAGACAGCGACGUAUGAUUCUCCCAAGAUUGUUUCUGAGAUUUCUUCGGAGAAUAAGAGCAAUCAGGAAAAAUUUAUUGUCUCCGUUACGGAGGACGCCCAGGAAGCAAUCCGCGAGAAGACGCAAGGUCUCGUCAACAAAAAUGGAGAGACCGACAGCUCGACCGACAUAUAUUCAGCAACCACCGAAAAUCAAAAAAAGGAAAAACGACACGAUAAUAACGAUAAAACUAGUUUCCUAAAAUCCACUAAUCUCCUUGAGGAAGCAACGGAAAAAAUUGUCGAAGAGCAAAUGACGACGGCAACGAUGGUGUCGAAACGAGCGGUGGAUAAAUCAACUAACUCGAAAUCGAAAGAGCCAAAAACAAGACUAAAGUUACAACAAAACACAGAAAACGAUGAGGAAUGCGAAUCGCAAUUGAAAAAGCAUGUCGAAACAAAGAGGUUGAAAAACGCAUUGAAAAGCCUUCCUAAAGUGCCGUUGAAAGAACUCACGAAAUACGAAGAAAACUUAACAAAACGCGCCGGUCAGAUCGGCAAACUGAAAAAAAGACUAAACACGAGACGGAAGCAUUUAUUGCAUCAAUAUCGCGAUGAAUUGGCAAAGAUCGCGAACGAGGAAACGCGGAACUUGAGAAGGAGAGAAACGUGGGAGAAAUUUCGCGAGCACGAUGAUUUUUCACUGAUUGAUCAAGAUGAUUUAAUUAGAGUUUUAAUGAAUGAGGAAGAUACUUGCGAAGAUGACGAUGAGGAAGACGCAAUUCCUGUUUAUCUUUCUCCUAAACAAUACAACAAUCUUCUAGACCGAAUACAUACACUUGCAAAAAUGAAGAAAGUAAAUAGUCCGGAGCAAAGCAAAUACUAUAAAUUUCUUCGAUAUCUAAUCGAAGAUAAUGAAGAAGUAGAAGAAACGCCCAGAUCAGAUACGGCUCACAAGUUUCACGAAUGUUCUCCGAAAGUAAUCGAGGAUGAACAGGAAUCGGAGGAGGAUAAAGAAAUCCUCGAAUAUUUUGAUCGCAGAAUCUUCACAAUCGAUCCCUCAACGUAUCACGGCGGCGAACCGACUUUACAACUGCAUGAGGACUUGGAAAUUCCAAAAUACCGUACAAAGGUCAAAUCCCAAAUUCAAAAUCCAAUUUCGAGAUGGAUGCUAGGAAACAAUUAUCAAGCUUUUUCGAAAUUAAAUACUGACGGAAAUCGGCAUAAAACUUCUAAAGUACAAGAUUAUGUAAAGAAAUCAUUGGUCAAGGAUUGCCAAGAUCAAGAAAAUACUAACGUAUUAUAUAUUCUAAACACGCAAAGGCAAAAUGACUUACCGAAGGAUUUCACGGGACUUACACGAGUCUGGCUGCAACCUUCUGAUCGGCAGGAUGUCAAUCAACUUACAAACAAUAAAUCAACAAGUAAAUUUAACAAUAUUUAUAAAAAACUUGAGGAUGAAACAACAACCGAUUCCGAUUGUGAAAAAGAAGACUUAACACAUUCUGAAACAACUAACAAUGCUAAAACAGUUGUGAGGGCUAAAAAAUCUGAAACCAUUAAAUUGGCAAAAGAUGUAGAAACUAAACAAAACGUAGAAGAUGAUAUCUUAGUAACUGAAAAUAUCGAAGAUGCUGGAAAAAUGACAAAUGUUGAAAAUAUAAAUAUUAAAAUACAAAAGAAUAAAGAAGAGACACACUUGAAUAAAGAAGAAGGAAAUAUAAUACAAAAUAAAACAGCUGACAAUAUUGUAGAAAAUAAUAAAUCUUACAAUCCAAAUAAUAAAGUAAAAGAUAAUUUAAAUGUUAGAACGGCUAAUAAAAACAUUAAUAAAGCAGAUGAAGAUAUUGAAAAAGUCAUUGAUAGCAAUUCUAGAACAAGCAAACAUGGAAAAGAAAAUGUGCGGAUUCGAAGAAAUAUUGAAAAAAAUGUGGACGACAAACAUCUGGAGCAACUGCUAUAUUUCUUAUUAACUAGAACAGAUGCUAGAGACGGAUCAGAUUGUGAUAGAUAUUACUCGAAGAAAGAUUCUGAGGAAAAAUUUAGCACGCAACCAAUUCCGCUCCUUUUAUUACCAAAAAAUAAAUUUCCAUUGAACACCAACCUAUUUCAGAAAUCAAAAAACUACUUAGCUUCCUUACGGAGAAACUUCAAUAUGAAUGAGAACGAUGAGAAAAAAUACAAGUCAAAAUAUAUUUUUUUUACACCAACUAAGAAUAUGUAUCCGUACGAAAUGUUGAAAACGAAGAAUUACGAUAAUUCUCUAGAACAUUCCGAGGUUCCUGCAAGAUGCCAUAAUCAGUAUCCACUUACAACAAAAAUAACAGAUUCGAUAAAUCAAUAUCCGAGUGUUGAAGAAUACUCAGAAAAAUCUGAAGAUUUUUCGGAUUUUUUACAUAAAGAUACAGGAAGUAUUUCAGAUGAAGAGAUUUAUACAUCAAAAAGUGAGCAAGAUGCCUCAGCAAGCAUCGAAUAUAAUGAAUCCGAUUAUGAAUUAGAAAAGGAAGAUGAAGAAUAUAGAGAUAUGAGCAAAGAAAUUGAUAAGAGUUUAGAAACGAAAAACCAAAUACGAUUUAAUAAUCGUGAAAUGUUUUUUCUACUUCCCUGGAAUCAUGAGAGCAAAAGACAUCGAAGGGAUAUUAAUAAACGCACAGAUCAAGUGAAACGCGAGGUACAAUCAGAAUCAAACGAGAACGAAAAUAUUGAAUAUUUGAAUGAAAAUAAUAUUGAUAAAGAAAAAGAGAAAACGACAGGAAAGAAAAAUACAAAAGCAAAUUAUUUACAACCAUUUUCUAUGAUAGAUACAAAAUAUCAUGAUGAACUUCUUGAGCAUUUUAUAAAAAUUCAUAAAAAGAAUGACUUAUAUACUAAUAAAAUUUCUUCAACAAAAUACGAAGAAACAGAUAAAAAUUUAGAAAAUAAUAUCUUGAAAAAGUUACCAAUUCUCGUGGAAGAAACAAUUCCAAAGUUGCAAAAUGUAAUUAUCGACGGCUUGGAAGAGGCCCAAAAUCUUACAGAAUCCGUGGAACAAUUGGUCAAUAAUUUAAAGGAGUCCAACAAAACUUUGGAAUCGGAUGAAGACAAAUAUUCGAGAAAUCAAAUUUCAGAAACUACCAGCAAUGCUUUUAAAAUUGCCAUUAUAAACGUAAAAAAAUUUUUCGACGGAAUUUCCCGAAUUUUUAUAUAAAUUAAAACAUUAUAAUUUUAUAUAUUG
Molecule: messenger RNA, 7503 nt
Organism: Linepithema humile (Argentine ant)
Lineage: Eukaryota; Metazoa; Arthropoda; Insecta; Hymenoptera; Formicidae
Product: repetitive organellar protein
Cellular component (GO): extracellular matrix
Source: RefSeq, a predicted model, not a curated record